Messenger RNA from Pichia membranifaciens NRRL Y-2026, 1469 nucleotides. RefSeq lists its product as hypothetical. Gene Ontology annotation, biological process: peroxisome organization. Gene Ontology annotation, cellular component: peroxisomal membrane. The record is from RefSeq and is a predicted model, not a curated record. Lineage: Eukaryota; Fungi; Ascomycota; Pichiomycetes; Pichiales; Pichiaceae. Bases 361 to 1383 code for a protein of 340 amino acids. The transcript has a single exon.
GGGUAGGUAGAGUAUAGCAUAGGAAAAGGGAGGGAAGAGAACCGGCACAACUCUGGAAGGCUCACAGAAAGGCAGUGGCAACAGCAUACUGUGCAGACAUACAGAAAAUAUGGAGAGCAAAGACGGAGCAGAAGGGUGCUUCGACGCCGAGAACUGCACACGAGCAGGUCCGGCCACGUCUUAUCAAAUUCCCCCACCCCCUCUCGGAGCGACCGAGACGUGACGGAGAGUUGAUUUAUUUCCCCAUUUAUGUGUUCCCUGUCGAAAAGACAGCAGGCACCAGAGCGGUGUAGCACUUCCCGAAGGAGAGACGUGUUUUAAAGAGAGCCAUACAAGACAGAAGAUGCAUCUGGUGCUGCCAUGAAGAACAAUCUUGUGCAUGCCGAAUUCGUGCCCUCCGCAGACACCCAUCCGAAUGCAUUGUUGCAGGAUACACCUCCGCAGGUGAUCGCCGCAUUGCACUCCAUCUACCCGUUUCUGAUCGCUGCGAACCGGGUACUUUCGUUUGUGACAUGGACGACGGAGUCGUACUACCGCAACUUUGUCCUUAUGUUCAUUUACAUCUUGUCGGUGCUCCACUGGAACAACUACAUCAUCAUCGUGCUCCCGACGUUUAUCGUGCUCGCGUACUGCUGCACGAACUGGUUCGUGAAAACCAGCUUUGUUGACACAGCCUACUUCAUGACGCCGCCUACUCUGGAGGAGAUUGUCGACACGCUGGAUAACUUCAACAUGAGAGCGAGCUUUGUGUCGAGAAUCAACGCUCCGUCGAAAGACUUCAGGCGCCUUUUCGUCAAUCUUUGUCUGCUGACCCCGUUCUACGUCUACCUCAUGAAAAACUACAUCUCCUACAAGGUCUGGAUGGUCUGCACAAGUCUCUUCGUGUUCACGUACUAUUCCACGUGGUUCAUUGCGCUCCGACGGCUUCUCUUUCGGCUGAAGCCCGUGAAAAGGCUUCUGGGGUUGUUUACAGGCGAGAACUACUCCGUCGCAGACAACGAGCUGGAGGUGACGUUACUAAACUUGAACACGAAAAACUCGAUCGAUAGGAACACCAAGGUCAUCGAGUUCCAUCUUCUAGAAAACGAACGAAGGUGGGUUGGGUUGGGCUGGUGCAAGAGGAUGAUGUUUUUUGAACGCUCCCCCUACUGCACGCUUGACUUGAAGCAGUACUUGGGCAGUCUAGAUGACUUCUGCUUCCCGAAACUGAAAAACUAUGAGAACACGAAAUGGAUCUGGCUAGACAAAAGCUGGGUCCCAGACCAGAAGGGCUGGACUUAUUGCGACAACUACUGGAACCAUCCGCAACACGGGGAUUCCGUCACCAGAUACACCCGAUCUCGGCAGUUGAGACGUCAAUGCCUCGUAGUUCUCAACAAGUAGGACGUGUGUGCAGAUUGUAUAGUAAAUGCUAACUACAACUGUUACUAUAAUAUUAUUUUCUUACAACUUACGUAAUACAAAGCCCC